Juglans regia (Persian walnut) is the source of this 1137-nucleotide messenger RNA. RefSeq names its product protein FAR-RED IMPAIRED RESPONSE 1-like. The record is from RefSeq and is a predicted model, not a curated record. Gene Ontology annotation, molecular function: zinc ion binding. The transcript has 2 exons. NCBI's taxonomy places the organism in Eukaryota, Viridiplantae, Streptophyta, Magnoliopsida, Fagales, Juglandaceae. The coding region runs from base 1 to 1137 and encodes 378 amino acids.
AUGGGAUGUAAGGCUAGAAUUAAUGCGGUAUUAAAUGUUGGAGGUGGAUAUACUAUAUCUAAGGUGAUAUUGGAUCACGUCCACGCCUGUAGUCCGGGGAAGGCAAGACAUUUUAGAUGCUUUAAGAAGGUUGAUGCUCGUGUUGCCAAGAGGCUUGAAAUAAAUGACGAGGCAGGUAUAAGGUUGUCCAAAAAUUUUAAGUCUUUGGUUGUUGAGGCGGGGGGUUAUGAGAAUUGCGCAUUCAGGGAGAAGGAGUGUCGAAACUACAUUGACAAAGCACGACGACUUCGCCUCGGGGUUGGAGGUGGUGUAACUCUAUGUAACUAUUUCGAAGAUAUGCAAAAAAGAAAUCCGGAGUUUUAUUAUAAGAUUGACGUUGACAAUGAAAUGCGGUUGAAGAAUGUGUUUUGGGCAGACGCUCGGAGUAGAGCUGUGUAUGAAUCAUUCGGGGAUGUUAUUACAUUUGAUACAACAUAUCUCACUAAUGCUUAUAAAAUGCCUUUUGCACCGUUUGUGGGUGUGAACCACCAUGGACAGUCAAUCCUACUCGGUUGCGGAUUGAUAUCCAAUGAGGACGCAGAUACAUUUGAGUGGUUGUUUCAGUCAUGGUUGCAGUAUCCCCUUGAUGUGAAAUGCAGUUGUAAGUUAUUUGAGUUUAGGGGUAUUUUGUGUAGACACGCUCUCCGUGUCUUAACUCAAAUGGGCCAACAUACAAUACCAUCAAAAUACAUCUUGGAUCGGUGGAGAAAAGAUAUUAAGCGAAAAUACACCUUCGUGAAAAGUAGUUAUGACACUACUAGCAUCGACGAUGCACGAAGGUACGAUAGGAUCCAAAAUUGUUUCUAUGAACUGUGUUCCAAUGCUUCAAAGGCUGAGAGCAGUUGUGUUAAAUUGAUUAGUCAGAUAGAACAGUUGAAAACACAGUACCCUGGUAUCGCUGAUCAUGACACUAGCAACACAGUUGAUACAGCUCCUUCGACGGAGGCUUCAACCCCUAGAGUUCUUAGUCCUUUGGUAGUUCGGAGUAAGGGAAGACCACCGUCUAAGAGAAAAGUGCACCCCGCUGAGAAGAGUAUUAAGAAAUCGAGUACGAAAAGGCGAUUGCACAACAACCAAGUUGAGCUUCAUUUUUAUUAA